This is a messenger RNA of Lathyrus oleraceus (garden pea), 1089 nucleotides long. Its product is annotated as ethylene-responsive transcription factor RAP2-1. Bases 244 to 693 code for a protein of 149 amino acids. The transcript has a single exon. Gene Ontology annotation, molecular function: DNA binding; DNA-binding transcription factor activity. Gene Ontology annotation, biological process: regulation of DNA-templated transcription. The record is from RefSeq and is a predicted model, not a curated record. NCBI's taxonomy places the organism in Eukaryota, Viridiplantae, Streptophyta, Magnoliopsida, Fabales, Fabaceae.
AUGGUUAUUAGGGGCAGGUGUUUUCCGGGUGUGAACGGAAUCUCUCGUAUUGAUUCUUCCGGUUCUCUCUCUCCACUGUUUUAUAUCUUUUCAUUUUCGCAGUUAUAUAAAUACAUGGGAAGGCUAUUGUUAAAGAAACUAGAAAGAUAAGAUAGCAACAAUAUCUAUAGUUUAAUUAGUUACAUGAUAGGUAUUAGGUAGGUAGGGUAUAGAAGAAGAUAUAGAGAAUAUUAUUCUUGUUCGAUGAAUUCAACAACCAAUAGCAACAACAAUAAUAAGAGUAUGAGAAAAGAGAAAAAAGAGAUGAAACCUUAUAGAGGAAUUAGGAUGAGAAAGUGGGGAAAAUGGGUGGCAGAGAUUAGAGAACCAAACAAGAGAUCAAGAAUUUGGUUAGGUUCUUAUAUAACUCCUAUUGCUGCUGCUCGUGCAUAUGAUACUGCCGUAUUUUAUCUUCGAGGUCCGUCUGCAAACCUUAAUUUUCCAGAAUUGUUGUUUAAGGAUCGAGAAGAUGACGAUGAAGAUCAAGAAAGAUAUGGGAAGAAUAUGUCGGCGGAUUUGAUAAGGAAAAAAGCUACUCAAGUUGGUGCUAGAGUUGAUGCUUUUGAAACUUCUUUGAAUAAUCAUGUUCACUCCAAUACAAGUUCUACUCUUAAACCUGACUUGAAUGAGUUUCCAAAACCUGAAGAUUAUUGAUCAAGAUUGCUGCGGCGGUAGAAAAACAAUCCAUCAAUUUGAUCGACUGUUUUUAUGACCGCAUCAAUCAUAUAUAUAAUAUUAGUUAUUAUAUUAUGUAUAUAUUUAGUUAUAUAUACAUGAUGAUUUGGAGGUUUGGAACUGAUCUGUUUCCAUGAAUCAUGUUUGAUAUUUUAUUAAUUAAAGUAUUUUUAGAGUAUGUGGUAAUUGGUGGCAAUAAUAAGAAAGAUGUAGUGGCUCUUAUGUGUAUGGUUUUGAUUAGAAUAGUUGGCAAGAGAAAGCCAGAAAAAGAUUAUUAGUGGCAUCAAAUAAUUGUAUUGUUAUUGAGGAAAAUCCUUUUAACUUCAUUUUUCAUGCAAUGGAGAAAUGGAACUUGAAAGGGUAUUAUUGUGUUCA